AUGACAACUUAUGAAAUGAUGAGGAGGUGCUGGGAUGCGGAUCCGAACGUUCGACCGACGUUCUCUACGUUGAGCGCAUGGUUCGGGGAAAUGCUACAUGAAUCUGAGCGUCUGUACUACAUGGAAAAAAACAAGCCGUUUGAGGAAAAGAACGCAGAGUACUUUCGAAACCAGACGGACUACUUAAAAAUGACAGCAAGUAAUACCGAUAAUGAAUACCUUCGGCCGCUGGGAAAACCUCGUGCAUACAGGGAAAAAGAAUAUAUUCCAAAAACUCCCAAAUAUAUGAACUCGGAGUGUUUUCAGACGGAGAUGGAUGACCUAGAGAGUAGGGGCGCCACAAUACAAGAUAACCUACAGGAAGCAGAGGAACCGCUGAUGCAAAAAUAAAUUCCCUGAGCACAUGCAAAUAUGCAAGACUAUAAAGCGCCAC
Darwinula stevensoni is the source of this 433-nucleotide messenger RNA. Lineage: Eukaryota; Metazoa; Arthropoda; Ostracoda; Podocopida; Darwinulidae. The record is from the annotation of a GenBank genome assembly.